AUGGGCCUCACUAAGCAGUAUUUAAGAUACGUACCAAGUGGUACUUUUAACGUAAUAGCUAGUCCUGAUAGCAAUAGUACUCACAUAACAUUAAAUGGUGUUAGUGGUAGAUAUAUUGCUGUUGGAGCAUGUGAACAUGUUAUUAUUUGGGACAUGAGAUUGGGAGAAAAGGCUCAAGUAAUACCAGGAGAGAAUGUAACAGUGUCUCAAAUUGCUGCAAGUCCUACGGUAAAUCACAUGGCUGUUGGCUAUGUUGAUGGCAAUAUCAAUGUGUUUGAGUUAGUUAACAAUGAGAUUGUUUGUGUAUUUGCUGGGCACAAGUCAGCUAUAACUUGCUUGCAGUAUGAUGAGCAAGGGCACAGAAUUGUUUCAGGGUCUAAGGACACUGAAGUUAUUCUAUGGGAUGUUGUCUCAGAAACUGGCAUAGCUCGAUUUAGUGGACAUAAAGGUGUAGUGACUAGUGUGCUUUUCAUUAAUGGGCGAAACUGUGUAGUUAGUUCUUCUAAAGACACUUUUGUAAAAUUUUGGGAUAUUGAAACAAAACACUGCUUCAAAACUCUUGGUGGACAUCAAAUGGAGGUAUGGUCUGCAGUGCUAUUGAAAGAAGAAAGAUAUUUGGUGACUGGAAGUUUAGACCAAGAAUUACGAGUGUGGAAAUUAAACUGGACAGAUAAAAUUAAAGAGGAAGACAAGAUUACACAACAACUUGAAAUUGUAAAGUUAGAAGAUACAGACAACACAGAGGAUACAUCAAAGUUACAAUGUCACCAAGUUGGCACAUUAGUGCGUGGUGGUAAAGGGAGAGUGGUAGGCCUUGCCACAGACCUUGGACAAAGUGUACUCGCCUGCUAUGGUACAGAUUCAUUAUUAGAGCUGUUUUAUUUUUGCUCAGAUGAAGAGGCUAAAGGAAGAAUGAGUAAAAGAGUUAAAAAACAAAGGAAAAAAUUAUUGAAGCAAAAAGAAAGUGGGGAAGUGGAUGUAGAAGCAACAGAGGUGUCAGAAAUUCUCACACUGUCAGACGAAGUGCGACGGUUGGCGUCUGUCAAGUUGUCGGCCAAGCUGAAGUCCGCGACCUUGCUGGUGGGAACCACGGGCGAGCUGCGCGUGGGCGUUACUCUGGCCACCAAUACUGUGGAACUUCAUAGUUUGACUAUCGCUGAAGGCAAUGAAGUGAGAUGUCUGAAACAAAUCACUCAGCCAGGGCAUCAGAGGGAACCACGGUGUGUUGCCAUCAGCUCCGACAACCUUGCUGUGCUCUCUGCAUCAGCAGACUCUAUUAAGCUCUGGAACAGGACGAGCCAGGCGUGCCUGCGCACGGUGGCGGCGGGCGCGCGCGCGCAGGCCGUGUGCUUCGCGCCGGGCGACCGCCACGCGCUGGCGGGCUGCGCGGACGGCGCGCUGCUGCUGCUGGACGUGGCCGCCGCCGCCGUGCUGGAGCGCGUGCCGGCGCACCGCGACGCCUGCACUGCUGUCGGACUCACGCCGGACAUGCGCGGCUGCUAUACUGGUGGAGCCGACAAGACUGUGAAGCUAUGGACAUUCGAGCUCAUACCGGACCCGACAGGAGAUUCUAAAGCCAAAGUAUUAUCAGUUCUGCACACUCGAACGCUGGAGCUAGAGGAGGGUGUGACGGCGGUGAGCGUGAGCCCCAACAACAAAUUUAUUGCGGUGGCCCUCAUGGACUCCACUGUCAAGAUAUUCUUCCUUGACACAUUUAAAUUCUACCUGUCCCUGUACGGGCACAAGCUGCCGGUGCUGUGCAUGGACAUCAGCUCCGACUCGUGCGUGGUGGCGACGGGCGGCGCCGACCGCAACGUGAAGCUGUGGGGGCUGGACUUCGGCGACUGCCACCGCUCGCUGUUCGCGCACGACGACUCCGUGACGGCGCUGCGCUUCGUGCCCGCCACGCACUACUUCUUCACCGCCGGCAAGGACGGCAAGGUCAAGCAGUGGGACGGGGACACCUAUGAGAAUAUUAUUACGCUCAAUGGCCACUCGGGCGGCUGCCACGCGCUGGCGGUGGGCGCGGGCGGGCUGCACGCGGCGUCGUGCGGCGCGGACGGCGCGCUGCGGCUGUACGCGCGCAGCGACGAGCCGCUCGUGCUCGGCGACCGCGCCGACGAGGAGGAGGGGCUCGCCACCGGGGAGCAGCGGGCCCCAGUCCCCGGGUUGCCAGGUUUAAACAUGCCAACCAAGAAAACCAUUGGGGCUGAAAAAGCUGCGGAUUCCAUCAUGGAAUGUUUACAAAUAGGCCUCGAAUAUCAAAAGCAAGUGGAGGAAGCGCGCGGGCAGUUCGUGCAGCCGCCCGUACUCAUGGCGGCCUACAACUGCACCACCCCUGAGGACUUCCUGCUGGAGACUAUUAAGAAGAUACGAUCUAGCGAGCUGGAGGAAGCGCUGUUGCUGCUGCCGUUCAGCGCGGCGUGUAGCGUCGUGCAGCAGCUGCCGGCGCUGCUGGAGCGCGGCGACGCGCGCGAGGCGGCGUGCCGCGCCGCGCUGUGCCUGCUGCGCGUGCACGGCGCGCCGCUGCGCAGCCACGCGCCGCUGCUCAAACACCUCAUACAGAUACAGGCCAAGGCCAACAUGCGAUUGAACGAGCUGAGGGACAUGGUCGGGUUCAACCUGCACGCGCUGCAGUGGCUGCGCCGCGACGCGGAGGCGCUCGCCGCCGAGCAGCUGUUCCGCGACGCCGCGCUCGCGCGCCGCCGCCACACGCGCCGCCGCGCACUCAAGCGGCCCAUUGUUACUAUCACU
This is a messenger RNA of Brenthis ino (lesser marbled fritillary), 2754 nucleotides long. The record is from the annotation of a GenBank genome assembly. NCBI's taxonomy places the organism in Eukaryota, Metazoa, Arthropoda, Insecta, Lepidoptera, Nymphalidae.